UACCGUCACCUACCGACCUACCUAUCCAAGCUGCGACCUCGUCACGCGCCUGGCAUCUCACGCGAUCUCGCACCAGCAACAGCAACAGCAGCAGCCGCCGCCACGCAGUGCCUUUGCAGAGGACAGCCUCUGGCCAGACACGACGUGCCCUUCACCCCCAGUUCGCGCCGCGAUCGCGCCCAUGACGACAAACGCACAGCCGCAAGCACCGUGGUCUGCGGCGCGCCAGCGCGCUGCGGGCCGCGUGUCGCUGGUGAGGUUUCUUCAUGUAGUUUUCAAUCGGAGGCGCGGGGUGGGCUUGUUUUGUUUGGGUGGCGCUGUUGGCGCUGGCGCUGGUGGCGCUGUUGGCGUUGUCGCUGCUAGCUACUGCUGUUUUCGAUACAGCGUGGCCGUUGCCGCGGCCCUCACCGUCGGCGUCUGUCGAGCUUGUGUGCUGGGUUUGCGGUGGCGGGUGUGGUGGCGGGGCGGGGUGGGUAGGGGGAGUGGAGCGAGGGGCUUGGUCGGGGGUUGAAGUGUGGGAGAGAGGGAGUGUGAGCGGAGGCGGAGGCGGAGGUGGUGGGAGAGCGGAGUUGGAGAGGAGAGGGGAGGCAGUGCUUGUGCCCUGUGAUGGAUAACAAGCCAAAUAUGUCAGGCAGCCCGCUGCCCCGCGAGGG
Molecule: messenger RNA, 653 nt
Organism: Aplosporella prunicola CBS 121167
Lineage: Eukaryota; Fungi; Ascomycota; Dothideomycetes; Botryosphaeriales; Aplosporellaceae
Exons: 1
Coding region: 182-511 (109 amino acids)
Source: RefSeq, a predicted model, not a curated record